This is a messenger RNA of Octopus bimaculoides (California two-spot octopus), 593 nucleotides long. RefSeq lists its product as uncharacterized. Gene Ontology annotation, cellular component: nucleus; cytosol. Lineage: Eukaryota; Metazoa; Mollusca; Cephalopoda; Octopoda; Octopodidae. Gene Ontology annotation, molecular function: 2 iron, 2 sulfur cluster binding. The record is from RefSeq and is a predicted model, not a curated record. Gene Ontology annotation, biological process: intracellular iron ion homeostasis; protein maturation.
ACUGGCUUGUUUCUGUUACUCAUAAUAGUUCUGGUCGAUUCGGAGUGAUAUUGAUACGUCGAGAGACAUUUAAAUAUAUAUAAAUAUAUAUAUAUAAAUAAAUAGGUAGAUAAAUUAUUUAAGAGUAUAUCACAAUGGUAACCAAAGAAGAAAUCGAGGAGAAGUUGAAGGAUGAACUUAAAACUACCCAUUUAGAAGUCAUAGAUGUUUCUGCCUGUGGUUGUGGAGAGAAGUUCCAGUCUGUGAUUGUCUCUCCCGAAUUUGCUGGUAAAUCUUUAUUGAGUCAACACAGAUUGGUUAAUUCCAUUCUAAAAGAAGAGCUGAAAGUAAUCCACGCCUUCCAAAUGAAAACCAUGACCCCUGAACAAUGGGACCAGAAGCAAAAUGAGGUGUCUGCGACUAGCUGAGAUUAUGACUAAUAUAAUAUACAUAUAUAUAUAUACAUAUAAUAUAUAUAUAUACAUAUAAUAUAUAUAUAUAUAUAUACAUAUAAUACAUAUAUAAUAUGCAUAUUAUAUAAUAUACAUAUUAUAUAUAUAUAGUAUAUAUAUAUAUAUAAUAUAUAUACAUACACAAUAUACAUAUAUAUAUAC